AUGACGAUAUCAGAGCAAAUGUAUUUGGCUGCCGCAUCUAGGCCAUUACGUGGUACCCUACUGCUGCUGCUAUUCUUGGGCAGCUAUUACUUCGGCAAUCCAUUUUCGGCCACUCCUGCUGUUCCAGGGAAGCCUACAAAAGAAGACGGGACUUCUUGGACCUCCUGGGUAGCUGACUCGGAGCAGGCAAAGAGCCCAGCGAGUAACAGCAGUCUGAAACUGAAUGAGCUGCACGAGAAUGGUCCCAGGAUACGGCAGGCUACAAUGAUAUACGAGACCGACAAAUUCAACAGCGUGUAUGAAAGAGCGGUGGAUUCACAUUUGAGACACGGAGAACGUUGGAAUAACCCGACCCAUAUCUUGCGCCAUGACAUCGUGGACGCCGGAUUCUUCAACAAGCCUGCCUUCCUCCUCGGUAUCGUCAUCAAUGAGAUGGCGAAACCGUACGGAAAGAGGGCGGAUUGGCUCGUGUAUGUGGCCUGGGCUGUUGCAGGCCUUCCGAGGUGGUUCGACGCCGACACAGUCCUUCUGAACAACGAAGUGUCCUGGUCGCUUUUUCUUCCUCCGCCCGAGUUCAACGAAAUCAAUUUCCUCGCCACCAAGGAUCAAAACGGCUUCAAUGCAGGCAUGUUCUUCAUUCGUAUUUGUGAAUGGAGCGUCAACAUGCUUUCUGAGGUUGUAUCUCUACGCCAAUUCAAGCCAACCCUCGAGCUACCUUUCUAUGACCAAAGUGCUAUGCUAUGGGCGAUUGAACGCCCUGGCUAUGAGGAACACGCUGUCUAUCAGCCUCACAAUUGGUGGAACAGUUUUGGUGUCCAAGGUCAACCCAUGCCUACGGACAGGUUCCUCUUGCAUUUUGCGGGUGUGGACUGCUGCGGUGGACCUGAGUCUAAGGGAACGAUCAUGACUAGAUGGCUAGACAAGAUGGACAUCAACCCUGACGAGUAUUCCACGCCAUUGGAUGAUUUGACACUACCGGCAGAAGUCAAGGAAUUCUGGAGCAACCUGAUAACAGCCCGGAAGACCAUGGAGACUGCAGACCAAUGGUCGAUGGAUAACAAAUACGAAGGAAACGAUCUGAAGGCUGCGAGAGUAGAAUUGAGACAGACAAUGAUGAGCGAAGCGGAUGAUUUUGCCAAAAUCAAUGCUGGCGUCAAACGCAUGGAGAACAUCAUGAGCGACGCCUCAAAACGUGUCGACGGAGAUAGGUAA
Molecule: messenger RNA, 1212 nt
Organism: Bacidia gigantensis
Lineage: Eukaryota; Fungi; Ascomycota; Lecanoromycetes; Lecanorales; Ramalinaceae
Exons: 2
Coding region: 1-1212 (403 amino acids)
Biological process (GO): protein N-linked glycosylation
Cellular component (GO): Golgi membrane
Molecular function (GO): glycosyltransferase activity
Source: RefSeq, a predicted model, not a curated record